Messenger RNA from Spea bombifrons (plains spadefoot toad), 2097 nucleotides. RefSeq names its product biotinidase (gene BTD). The transcript is spliced from 4 exons. The record is from RefSeq and is a predicted model, not a curated record. The coding region runs from base 59 to 1612 and encodes 517 amino acids. Gene Ontology annotation, molecular function: hydrolase activity, acting on carbon-nitrogen (but not peptide) bonds, in linear amides. Lineage: Eukaryota; Metazoa; Chordata; Amphibia; Anura; Pelobatidae.
GCAGGUAUGUGGGUAAGGGCAGUAAAAGCGUUACUGUAUCAGAGUUACAGUGCUUACGAUGUUACCAGCAAGUUACAGUCUCAUCAUUUGGAUUGUCUGCAGCAACUUUCUACCCUGUAAAGUCCGUGGAAUGGAAUAUUAUGUGGCAGCUGUCUAUGAACACCAUGUGUUCCUGAAUCCCAAUUCUACAGCUCUGUCUGACCGUAACUCUGCGUUAGAGUUUAUGUCCAAAAAUCUAGAUAUUUAUGAAAAACAAGUGAAGACUGCUGCAAAAAAAGGAGCCCAGAUUAUUGUCUUUCCGGAAGAUGGGAUACAUGGAUUUAACUAUACGAGACAAUCUAUUUACCCCUACUUGGACUAUGUUCCUCCUCCACAUUUACUGCCAUGGAAUCCAUGUCUGGAGCCUCACAAGUUCCCUGAUACAGAGGUUCUGCAGCGACUGAGCUGUAUGGCAGAAGAGGGCAGAAUGUAUCUGAUUGCCAACUUAGGAACCAAGAUGCCUUGUCAGCCUCUGAUCGCUCAGUGUCCAUCAGACGGAAGAUUCCAGUUUAAUACAAACGUUGUGUUUGAUGACAAAGGCACGCUGGUAGCCACUUACUUCAAACAAAAUUUGUACUUCGAAUUUGGUUUUGACACACCUCAUGAGGUCCAGCAUGUAGUAUUUGAUACACCUUUUGCCAACAAAUUUGCCCUGUUUACAUGCUUUGAUAUUCUCUUCCACGAGCCCACGGUGAGUCUGGUCGAGAAGUAUAAGGUGAAGCACGUGUUGUAUCCGACAGCAUGGAUGAAUCAAUUACCACUCUUGUCAGCCAUUCAGAUACAAAGAGGCUUUGCAACAGCCUUCAACAUUAAUGUGUUGGCAGCAAACAUUCACCACACAACUCUUGGUAUGACUGGCAGUGGGAUAUUUAGUCCUUCAACGUCUUCAUAUCACUAUGACAUGACAAAUGAACAUGGGACACUUAUUAUAGCAAAGGUACCUGUGGAGCCAUCCGAGGAUGCUUCCUCAUACCAUGAUGACCAGAAUUUAUUGUUGAACAUUGAGAUGGGUCCAACCAUUCUACUAAAUGAGCUUCAACAUUCACAGGUUUGUGAAAAAGAUGAGAGAUCGGUUCUCUGUAAGUCAUCUGUGACAACUAAGCAGAUGCCAACUUCUUUCUUCUACUCUGAGAUGAUGUAUGAUAAUUUCACUUUCACUCCACUCACAUCGAGUGAAGGGAUUGCAGAAGUAUGCGCCGGAACCCUAUGCUGCUUUUUAAACUACAGGAAAGCCAUUUUAUCUGAUGAGUUUUAUGCUCUGGGUGUGUUUGAUGGGCUUCACACAGUACAUGGAACAUACUCUUUACAGAUAUGUGCAUUGGUAAAAUGUGGUGGUCUGGAGCCCCAAACCUGUGGACAUGAAGUAACUGAUGCCGAAAGUGUCAUACAGUUCGAACUGCGGGGGAAUUUCACCACUAGGCACAUAUUUCCUUUGUUGCUAACAUCAGGUGUAACAUUACAAUUACCUGACUCCUGGGGCUGGAAAAGCAAUUACUGCUAUAUGAAUGCAAGCAACGUGUCAUCUGGCUUAGUGACUGCUGCUUUGUAUGGCAGGUACUACGACCGGGACUAACAACAAUCAAGUCAUUUGUAAAGUGAGCACCCUUGGUUGCAACGGAAAGUUUAUCCUCGGGACAACUGCUAGAGAUGUCCUGUAGAAGUUGAGAGUUCUUCAACUUCAUUGGUUUAUAAUAAAAUUGUAUCAUAUUUUGAGUAAAUAUGUCCUUAAUUAGUAUGAGAAUAAUUAGGUUAAAAAUAACACUGGAGAUGUCUGCCGCUCUUGAAGAUGGAGGAGAGUGCUUCAGAACUACAUCUAAUAGUUAUAGUAUGUGUAGGCAAAAAUUAUAAUUAGAAAUAGUUUGCAGCCAAACAACAUAAAUUUGAUAAUUAUCAAUUAAUGGUGAAUAUAGUUGUUAUAAUAAUAUAAUAAUGAUGUGCGUAAGUGUAGGCACUUCAAGUCAUUGGAAAGUAAGUAACCUACGCAAUUAACAUUAAUAGUACAAGCAACCUACCUAUCUUCUGUGUUAAGAUGUUUUGGAAUAAAAUAUUUGCACUGAC